Frieseomelitta varia is the source of this 2311-nucleotide messenger RNA. RefSeq names its product transmembrane protein 59-like. The record is from RefSeq and is a predicted model, not a curated record. The transcript is spliced from 4 exons. NCBI's taxonomy places the organism in Eukaryota, Metazoa, Arthropoda, Insecta, Hymenoptera, Apidae. Bases 313 to 1185 code for a protein of 290 amino acids.
UUCAACAAAAAAUUAUCACACGCACGAUACAAUCUUAUCGCGUGAAGUUUUUAUAUGUAACAUGAGUUAAAGCAUGGAAAAUAUCGAAGUUUAGCGGACGACAGGCAUUUGUAACUUUGAAAAAUAACAUUGGUCGAUUCUUGCAAGCGGCAAAUGCGUCGACCAAUGCGAUGCAUACCCACCAUAAUUAAAUCGAUAUUUACUCGAUUAUUCGAGGAACUAUCAACUCUUCCUAAGUGAAGUCUCUUCGUCUGGCGAAAUAUUUUGGUCGAUAUACUAAGUACUCCCUUCGGAAAACGCGAGUUCUCCGAGAUGAUAAAAGAAAAGGGAGUCGUUUCAUUACUAUUAUUAUUUUUUACAAAUUUUGUACAUGGUGAUAUGUCCUGCAGUCUCGUAAACCGAGAAGAUCCUUGCAUUAACUUAUGCGAAAAAACACCGUUGUCUUUUACAAAUAGUAAAUACGUUAAAUCGUGUUGUCAACGAGGAUGUAGAUUCUUCAAUUUAGUGGAUUUACAUUAUGGGUUGGAACCAAAUCGUUUGAAUGGCACUAGAGAUGCUUGCGAAGCUUCAUGUACAGAAGCAUAUACAGCUCCCCAAGAUCGCUACGCAUGUAGCACUGGUUGUGAUUUUAUGGCCAAGCAGCGUGUUUCAGAUUUAUUGUCACUCUUCUCUGUUGCUGUUUAUAUAGGAGAGGGUGUAGAUUCUAACUUACUUGUAAUGUCACCUGAUAUACCUGAAAAUGAUAUUUUGAGUGAUCCAGGCUUACGAAAGGAACUUCUCCCAGGAUGGUGGGAUUUUAAUGGAUUUAAAUUACCACAAACAUAUAUUAAGACUGUUCCUUUAGAUACUGGGACAGUGGAUUAUGGUGUACCAUCAGACUACUCUGGAGAAAAUGACCAAUCAACUUCAGUACCUGAAUCUGAUCAGCUUCAGUGCACUUCAAAACAAAUUGAACUGCCAAACUGGUUGUUAAUUUCUGCUACUAUAGUAGGAAUAGUGUCUGCAUUUUGUAUGUGUCUUUUUUGUUCAGAUGAACCUACUGAUUCUUAUAAAAAAAUACGCAUUGAACAUUUUGGAAAAAAACAUAUUGAACGUAUUGAGAAAAAACAUAUUGAAAAGUCUGAUUCAACAGUUGCUUUAUAUGUACCAGAAGUAUCAUUUCAUAAACAACCCCUUCCAAAAUAGUGUAGAUCCAGCAGACAUUAACAUGAAAGUUUAGCUAGAUGUUUUAGCUUUAUAAUUUUUUCUAUAAUUUUGAAAACUAUUUAAAUUUCAGUAUGAUAAUGCAGUUUUGAAUAAACUGUUUAUAUUGUGUAUAAUAGAUUUUUGUGAAUACAAUUAUUAAAAACACUGCACUCAAUUUUCGAUAAAAUUAUUCAUAAUUGAAAUAUAAGCUUUUAAGAAUAUAUGUGUAUAAAAAUAAGAUUUUAAAACGUUGAUUGAGGUUUUGAAACAUAUAAAGAUUAAAAUCAAAAUAAAUGAUAAAAUAAGUAACAAAAUAUUUUGUGGGAAAAAUUUAUGGUUGAAUAUAUAUGGUGAUACAUGAUAAAGUUAUUUUGUACAGAAUAAUAUUGUUUUUUAUAAUAGAAAAUAACAGCUCUUAUUCUUCUUCUUUUUCCAAUAGAUAAAGUUAUUGAAAUCAGUACUGAAAUAAAACUUGGAAAAUGGAUAUGCACAUGUAUAAGACUGCAAAUUAUGUACUUUGUUAGUGAUUGAGCAAGGAUAAGAUUUUGUAUUUAUAUCAAUAUAUUAUUUUAUUACAUAUAAUGUAUAAACAUAAAAAAACUAUGUACAAUUAUUGUAAGUUAAUUGUAUUUGGAAAGUUUUGUUUUAUUAUUUUUAUAUUGGUUAAACAUUCUAAUGAUGAUAAAUUUUAUUUUAUAUUUAGAAAAUAUAAGUAGUUAGCUUGUUUUAAAAUAUUUCUAUAUUUUAUAUAUGCAUACGUUUUUCUGUAUUUUUUAUAUCUAAUGUUACGAUACAGUGAAAAGUGAAAUUUAAAAAUUAUAAGGUUUGGAGUAAGAAACUAUGUAUUUGUAAGUUUUAUGUUGCAUAAGAAAAUGUAAAAUAUUAUGAUUAUAAAAGUAAGUACAAUAUUAUGUACGAUUAUUCUUACACAAAGAAAGUCUUAGAUAUUAAUUAUAUUAUUCCUAUAUUGCGUCGAAUCAUAUAAUAAGUACAUAACUUAUGUCACUGCAAUUUUUGAAAUAUAAUUUAAGAUUUUUCCACGAUAUAUUUUAAUUGCAUUAUGCAAAAAUGUAUAAAUUUCGUAUUUUUUCUCAAGAAACAGAUUAAUGUAUGAUUAUCUAACCAA